CCCGCCAACCCAGCCCCUCCGACACGCGAGCGCCAGCUGGAUUGCAAGGCGCUUUAUUUUCUGCCAAAUUCCUUCACCUAUUAACGCAACGCGGGGUGAGCCCCGGCCGGGCUCCCGGCCGGCCCCGCCGCCGACCCCCGCCGCCCCGGGCCAGGCACCCAAAGCGUUAACAGCCCCCGCCGCUGCCUUCCAUUUCCUGCGCAGCUUCUCCUUUUCCUUCUCCCGGAGCCGGCGCCCGACCUUGCGGCGGUGCCGAUGGCCUGGCGCGCCGCUGCGGCGGCUCAGCUCCUGCUCGGGCAGCUCAGCCUCCUCCCGCCGCGCCUCUCGGGUGCGGAUGCCCAGGCAGGUCAGGACUCUGAGGUGCACCAGCCCCAGGACAAGGUGGUGGUGACAGUGGGGGAGACACUCAACCUCACCUGCACCGUGUCCUACAGCAGUUACCCUUCUAGCGUGGCAUGGCUGAAGGGCUGGGGCAGUGGGAACAAGACAGUCUAUGAUCAGAAGGGCUCCUUCCCCCGCGUGACAAGGGCGGUGAGUGACUCCAACACGGACUUCAGCAUCCUCAUCAGGGAUGUUCGCCCUGAGGACACCGGCACCUAUUACUGUGUGAAGAUCCGCAAAUCGGUGCGUGGUGAUGAGGUGUUUCAACGUGGGAAAGGCACGGUAGUGUCCCUGCGCGGUUCAGCCCUGGUUCCCAGCAUGGCGGCUGCAGCUGUAGUGCUCUGCUUCCUCCUCGGCCUCUUCAUCACCCUUUACAUGUACAAGAGGAAGCACAGAGGCAAGGCAGAGAGACAGUGCCUGGCCAGGCUGGCGGCCACGGACAGCUUCUCACCCGUCCCUCUGCUGUGCUCUGCAGAGAGCCCUGGCAUCCCCAGCAGCACAGUUCUGGAUGCAGGGACCUCACAUCUGCCCAGCCAGUAUUCACCGUUUGUGUGCACUUCUGCAGCAAAGCAGCAAGGAGGACAAUGAUGUCCACUAUGCCGAUCUCCAGCCACUGCCCGUGGCCCCGCAGCACAGCAGGAGCCCCAGCGCAGCCUGCUCUGAGUAUGCCAGCAUCAGGGUCACUGCCAAGUGACGUGUGGCGCAGAAGUCUGCAAGGCCAAAGAACCCGUUUUGGGUGAGGAAGCAGGGACAUUUCUGCAGGGCACAAUAAAGAAGUGGUUCUGUUUGCAUGGCA
Molecule: messenger RNA, 1177 nt
Organism: Phalacrocorax carbo (great cormorant)
Lineage: Eukaryota; Metazoa; Chordata; Aves; Suliformes; Phalacrocoracidae
Source: RefSeq, a predicted model, not a curated record